AUGGUUUCGGGGGCGGUCGCAGCGGCUGCUUUUCGCCGCGCGGCUCUGCUCCCGCAACGCACAUUAUGUGCAGGCGGGAUAUGCUAUGCAAAUGCGCCCUUACUCGCACCUUCACCAUCACCAGCGUCGCUUAUAUUAUCCCGGGAUGCGUUCCAGACGCUGAGGCCAUCCUCGGCCGCAGCUCCCGCAAAGCUCCAACCCUGCCGCCACUUCUCCUCCCGCGUGGGAGCGGGGAGGACCCCCGCGGCAGCAACACCAACAUGUUCACCACAAUCAUCACUCGGACUACGACCUAGGCUUGCCCAGCCAACAUGGACGUCGCCGAUCAACAUUCUUCGCCGGUUAUCUACGUCACCACCAAACCCAGAGCAGGCUGUUGCCAAAAAGGACCAGCAGUCUUCAACACAAGAGGAACAAGAGGAAAAGGAGGAAGAGGUGGACCAGCACCUCAAGGCGCAUGGAUUCCAAAAGAGCGCAAAGGCGGCCAAGGCUGCGCACAUCAACAUGGCGGCGCGCUUGUCCAAGGAAGGGAAAGGUCAGGAAGGCAAGCCUGGCUGGGCUGAGGUCUGGCGUCUGAUCAAGAUCGCCCGGCCUGAGCUCAGAUGGCUGGGCGUGGCCUUUGUCCUGCUGCUCAUUUCUUCCAGUGUCACCAUGUCGAUUCCCUUCUCCGUGGGCCGUAUUCUGGAUCUCUCCACCAAGGAAGAUGUCGACGAGGUUAGGCUAUUUGGGCUUACUCUGACACAGUUCUUUUGCGGACUUGCUGCUGUGCUUACCAUUGGUGCGACUGCCAACUUUGGGCGGAUUAUUCUGCUCAGAAUUGUUGGCGAGCGCGUUGUGGCUAGGUUGAGGACGCAGCUUUACCGGAGGACGUAUGUUCAGGAUGCCGAGUUCUUUGAUGCCAACCGGGUCGGUGACUUGAUCUCGAGGCUCAACUCGGAUACGGUCAUUGUCGGCAAGAGUAUCACGCAGAACGUCUCGGAUGGUCUUCGAUCUUUGGUUAGCGGUGCUGCUGGGUUUGUCGCCAUGGCUUGGCUAAGCCCGAAGCUGACGUCUAUUAUCCUUGUUAUGGUCCCUCCUAUCGGUAUCGGCGCUGUCUUGUACGGCCGUUCGAUUCGCAACCUCAGUCGACAGAUUCAAAAGAAUGUCGGCACGCUUAUGAAGAUUGCAGAGGAAAGGUUGGGCAACAUCAAGACGAGCCAGGCUUUUGCCGGCGAGGUUCAAGAGAUUGGACGGUACAGCAAGCAGGUCAAGAAGAUCUUUGCGCUCGGCAGACGGGAUGCUAUCAUUUCUGGCACAUUCUUCGCUUCUACCAGUUGGGCGGGCAACAUGACUAUCCUGGCCAUGCUCAUUGUGGGAGGCAACCUUGUUCGGACUGGGGCCAUGACAUUGGGCGACUUGACGUCUUUUAUGAUGUACACCGUCUUUGCAGGGUCCAGUUUGUUCGGUGUCAGCGGCUUCUACUCGGAACUGAUGAAAGGUGUUGGUGCUGCUAGUCGUCUUUUUGAGCUCCAGGACCGAAAGCCCAGCAUUCACCAAACUGUGGGUACGAAAGUCAAGUCGGCGCAGGGCCCUAUCAAGUUCUCCAACGUCCACUUCGCUUACCCCACGAGACCGGCGGUGGCUAUCUUCAACGGCCUUGAUUUCGAGAUUCCUUCUGGCAGCAAUAUCUGUAUUGUUGGUCCUUCCGGCGGUGGCAAGUCGACUGUAGCCUCCAUGUUGCUUCGCUUCUACAACCCAACGUCAGGCACUAUCACUAUCAAUGGCGUCGAUAUUUCGACAAUGAACGUCAAAUCGCUUAGGCGACGCAUCGGCAUGGUCGCACAGGAGCCCGUGCUCUUUUCGGGUACCAUUGCCGAGAAUAUCUCGUAUGGACGGCCCGAAGCUAAGAGAUGGGAGAUCAUUGCGGCUGCUCAAAAGGCCAACUGCGGUUUCAUCAGCGACUUCCCUGAUGGCUUGGAAACGCAGGUUGGUGCCCGUGGAGCCCAGCUCUCGGGUGGGCAGAAGCAACGCAUCGCCAUUGCUCGCGCUCUCCUCAAGGAUCCCGAUAUUUUGCUCCUGGAUGAGGCGACCUCGGCACUUGACGCCGAAUCCGAGACUCUCGUCAACUCUGCCCUUGCUGAAUUGCUCAAGGGACGCAGCACCACCAUCUCGAUUGCCCACAGACUCUCCACCAUCAAACGGUCGGACAAGAUCAUUGUUCUGUCCAGCGAAGGCACCGUGGCCGAAAUUGGCAGCUACACUGAGCUGAGCAACAACCCCAACAGCGCUUUCAGCAAGCUUAUGGAGUGGCAAAUGUCUGGUGCUGAUGUCCCCACGUCGGCCAGUCCUCGUAUUACCGAGGCUGAGGAGAUUGAGGAGGACUUGGAGGAAGAAGAGUAUGAUGAGCAUUCUGAGGAGGUUAAGGAGGUUGAGGAGAAGAAGCGGUAA
Messenger RNA from Podospora anserina S mat+, 2427 nucleotides. RefSeq lists its product as uncharacterized. Gene Ontology annotation, cellular component: membrane. The record is from RefSeq and is a predicted model, not a curated record. Bases 1 to 2427 code for a protein of 808 amino acids. The transcript has a single exon. Gene Ontology annotation, biological process: transmembrane transport. Gene Ontology annotation, molecular function: ATP binding; ATP hydrolysis activity; ABC-type oligopeptide transporter activity. Lineage: Eukaryota; Fungi; Ascomycota; Sordariomycetes; Sordariales; Podosporaceae.